ACGAUGCAUUAUACAUACCAAUUUGUAUUAGCAUUCUACCAGUAGAGAAAGAAACAUCGGGAUGAAGUUUGGAAAACAUUUUGAGAGGCAGAAGGUGCCUGAGUGGACGGAGGCCAAUGUUGACUACAAUGGCCUCAUGGGGAUAUUACGGGAGAUAGUGAGGUAUAAGCAGCAGAGCAAGCAAACAGCGCCGCCCUCGAGAGCCUUGUCACUGUACAGGUCCUUCAGUGGCCUAAUCAAACUGCCUCGUGGCCCCACGAGCAAUGGGGACAUCGAGGAUCAAGUGAUUGAUGUUAACUUGUCGCGGCAUGAAGGUUCCCGCCCACAUUACAGAACUGACUUCCUGAGGCAGUCUGAAGAAGGAGGCGACAUCGAGACCAAAUUCUUUGAGAAACUCGACGAUGACCUCAACAAGGUCAAUGCCUUUUAUAAGGCUAAGGUGGACGAAGUGAUGAACGAAAGGGACUUGCUAAACAAACUGAUGGAUGCCCUUAUUGCAUUGAGAAUCAAGGUGCGAAAGCCUCAUCUUGAUGGGUCAAAAUUGAACACAGAUGGCAUAUCUGUCACCAACAAGGAGCCCUCGACAAGCAAUGACUCAACUCGGGCCAAUAACGCAGAAGAUGCUAACAGUUUCAUGGGGAAAUUUGUAGAAGAACUUGUUGCUGAUCCAGAAUUUAGUCCUAUUGAUAUCACCUCUUCAAAUAAGAAUCGUAGUCGGAAGGUGAACGAAUGCAGAGAAGAUCCACUUAACAUACUCGAAAAUGUGAAGAUCUAUAAUGCACGUGAAUCUCCAAUGUCCAUGCUGAGAGGUGUUCUAAAAGAUUCCAAAGAUGUUCACUUGAGCUUCAACAAGGCGGAGUUGAGGGAAGUAGAGAACAGAUUAAGGCGUGUAUUCAUCGAAUUCUACCAGAAGCUUCAUCUCCUGAAGCAUUACAGUUUCAUGAACCUCUCGGCAUUUGCCAAGAUCUUGAAGAAGUACGAAAAGAUAACUUCAAGGAGAGUAUUGAGGUCAUACAUGGAAACAGUGGAAAGCUCUCACAUCGGCAAUUCUGAUGAGAUUUCUGCUCUGAUGGAGAGGGUGGAGGCUAUAUUUGUCAAGUAUUUUGCGAAUUCAGACCGGAAGAAAGGUAUAAAAUCAUUAAGGCCGAAGACUAAAAAGGAGAAGCACAGGGUAACCUUUUUUUCAGGCUUCUUUUCUGGUUGCUCGGUUGCCCUUGUUGCUGCAGUGGUUUUAAGAAUACAAACCAGAAAUCUGAUGGAGAAACCGGAGGGCGCCAUAUACAUGGAUAAUGUUUUCCCAUUGUACAGUUUCUUCGGUUAUGUUAUCCUACACAUGCUAAUGUACGCUGCAAACAUAUACUUUUGGAGGCGUUACAAGAUCAACUAUCCAUUCCUUUUUGGCUUUAAGAAAGGCACCGAGCUUGGGUACCGUGAUGUUUUCCUCCUCGCCACUGGGCUAGCAGUACUUGCCCUGGUUGGUUUCCUGGCAAACCUGAGCUUGGACUUGGGCUCCAGAAUUCACCAUUACAAGACAUUUACUCAACUAGUUCCUCUGGUUGUAGUCACGGUUGUUCUUUUCAUAAUUUUCUGCCCGUUUGACAUCAUAUACCGUUUGAGUCGGUUUUUCUUCCUCAGAUGCAUUUUUCGCUGUAUUUGUGCUCCACUCUACAAGGUUACAAUGCCUAACUCUAUUUUAGCGGACAACCUUACAAGCCAGGUGUCUGCCUUUAGAUGUAUCGAGCUAUACAUUUGCUACUACUGCUUAGGGGAGUAUUCUGAAAGGCAGAGGUGCCACAGUCACGGUGCCUAUGAUGUUUUUUACUUCGUUGCUGGCGUUAUACCUUUCUGGAUGAUCUUUCUGCAGUGCCUUCGUUCGCUGUGGGAAGACAGGGAUGCGAAGCAUGCUUUUAACUGUCUUAAGUACUUUGUGACGAUCGUUGCUGUUCUAAUGAGAACCGUUUCCGAACUAAGGAGCAGAGAAGUGUGGAUCGUGCUCGGGCUGGUCAGCUCCUCUCUGGUUGUAAUCAUGAACACGUUCUGGGAUGUCGUAGUAGAUUGGGGACUCCUGCGGAGGCAUUCAAGGAAUUCCUAUCUGAGAGACAGACUUCUGGUCCCGCACAAAAGCGUCUACUUCGCAGCUUUGGUAUUGGACAUAGUUUUGAGGAUCGCAUGGAUGCAGCUGGUGCUCGAGUUUAGUUUGCCUGCUCUACAAGAAAUGGCAGCAUCAACCACUCUCUCCUGUCUCGAAAUAGUCCGCCGCGGAAUCUGGAACUUUUUCAGGUUGGAGAAUGAACAAGUGAACAACGUGGGCCAGUAUCGGGCAUUCAAGUCGGUCCCCCACCCCUUUAGCUAUUGCGAUGACGACGACGACGACGGCGACGACAAUGAUGAUGCUGAUGAUGAUCAUCCUGACAAGGAGAAAUAGUUUGACACCAGAUCAAAGAUCAACAAGAAGGUAAACAUUGAGAAAACGGGUUUGGUGCAGUAGCAUCACGCUUGACUUGAACCAAGAUCAUGAGUUAGAUUCUUACCGGUGAGUUUUCUCUGCUUGGGAGAAAGUAAAUUGUAAAAAUUUAUACUCCGGGGACUAAGACACGUGAGGUAAAAUCCUGACAUGUCCGUAUGUAUU
Messenger RNA from Punica granatum (pomegranate), 2629 nucleotides. The record is from RefSeq and is a predicted model, not a curated record. Lineage: Eukaryota; Viridiplantae; Streptophyta; Magnoliopsida; Myrtales; Lythraceae.